This is a messenger RNA of Egretta garzetta (little egret), 715 nucleotides long. RefSeq names its product tumor protein p53-inducible nuclear protein 2. Gene Ontology annotation, cellular component: nucleus; autophagosome. The transcript is spliced from 5 exons. The record is from RefSeq and is a predicted model, not a curated record. Gene Ontology annotation, biological process: autophagosome assembly; positive regulation of DNA-templated transcription. NCBI's taxonomy places the organism in Eukaryota, Metazoa, Chordata, Aves, Pelecaniformes, Ardeidae. The coding region runs from base 215 to 715 and encodes 166 amino acids.
CUUUGCACUGACGCAGAGUGAAGAACCUCAGAAUUGCACUACACGCCAUUUAACUCAGCUACAACUUCGUUAGCAGUAAAGCAUCUCCGCCACCACCGAGACCUCGAGUGCUGUUUUUUCCCCUCGCUGCCUGUCGCUCCCACCUCCGCGCCUGGAACCCGGUGCUCAGCAGUAGAUCUAACUCACCGUCCAUCCUGCUGGACCACUCCCCACCAUGUUUCAGCGUCUCACCAGCCUCUUCUUCAGUGACAGCAACACGCCAGAAGGCCUGGAGGAGCCCAAGCCCUUUGUUGAGGAGGAGGAGGAGGAGGAUGGCUGGCUCAUAAUUGAUCUUGCAGAAGGGCCCAGCCCAGGUGGCGUGGGGAGCAGCCCCAUGGAGGACCUGCUCAUUGAGCACCCCAGCAUGUCCGUCUAUGUCACCAGCACCCUCGAGGUGGAUGGGGAGGGCCCCGAGGAUGAUGCUCACGGGGAGGUGCCAGAGCCCCGGCUGGAGCGGCACGUGCCGCACCACAGCAGGCCCCUCUCGUUGAAGGCUGCCAUCUUGGAGAAGGUGGGGCAGGCGCGGGGCGUUGACCACAGGAGCAGGCUGCCCAGCAAGGCCGAGGAGUCUCCACCCUUGGAGAUACCCAAAGUGUGGCCUAACAAGUGCCAGGAAAAGGGGAACAAUCACUUCCCCUACCCGCUGGCUGCCCUCCCGCUGGCACUGGCCAAGUGA